AUGGCUGUUGUCUUGAAAGAUCUUCUGCCAGCCAUAUUUCCUCUUUUCCUUGGCAGAUGUGAGCUCAUCCAGUUUCUGCUUCAACCGACCGGAGAUCAAAGUAUCAAUGGCACUCCUCAGAGCACCCAUCAGCAUAUCUGUCUCGAACAUCUCAUCCUCGCAAGUCGCCAUUGCUACUUGUCUAUGAUACCCCGAAGCAUUAUCAAACCUCUUGAGGCGGCACGUGUUGUUCAGCACCGUGUCUUUGACCGGAGACCGUGCUUCCUCGGGUAUAAGCACAUAGCUUGGUGA
Messenger RNA from Thlaspi arvense, 291 nucleotides. The record is from the annotation of a GenBank genome assembly. Lineage: Eukaryota; Viridiplantae; Streptophyta; Magnoliopsida; Brassicales; Brassicaceae.